UUUCAAACCACUGCUCACUUUUCCUGUCUCAUCCUGGAUUCUAGAUAUAAGUCUUUUAUCUCUUUCAAUAAUGUGAACCAAUGUCCUCCGUCGUACGCCCCCCAGAUCCAUGUCUCGUCGCGAUAAUUCUCAUUACUUGUUCCCGAGCCGGCCCAAGAUUCGUAUAUCAUUAUCCUCCUAAUCCCUCCAUCGCAAGCGCCCCCUCUCGCAGCAACUCUCGCACUAAACCGAGCCCAAGAGCCUCUGACUCCAGUCCUUCAAGUGAUAACGAAGAGGGCUCCAGUUCUGAUGAAGAUGAUUUAAGUCAAACCCCAAGGAUAGGUUCUCCGCGGCCUACGAAUGUUCGGCGUUUAUCGUCCGGAAGCCCUUCAACAAAAGCAGCUUCGCAGCAGCGGAAAUCAAAUCUGGGAGGCUCGGAGCUAGAUGAUACUGAGACUCCACGCGAUGGCAGACGAAGUGAACGUUCGCAUGAACUGGAGAACCCUCCAUGGGACUCUUUCCUGGGCUUGGGGACCGAUGUGUGGGAGAAGCUGUUGUGUCCAUCGUCUUCUUGGCACAAGAGAAGAUUUGAGGUCGGGGUCAAUGAUCUCACUUUCGUGGGAUGGCCAGUUUUUGUCAGGGAGGAUGGAACGUGGAGAAAGAAGAGGAAAAAGAAGAAGACGAGAGCAGGAGAUUCAGUUUUGGAUACGGCUCCCACCCUGGGAUCUGAAAAGGGUGGAUAUGCGGACGGUGGAGAGAAACUUGAAUCUGAACGCGAUCCUAAUGUCGACGGCCGAUCCGACAAGGACGAAGAGCCCAGCCGGUCAUUAAUAGAAAGCCAUCCCGACGAGGAUGGGUCUGUCACGGAUGGAACUAAGGAUGCUAUGACAAUGUUCAAUGUUGUCUUCGUGAUGAAUCCGCCCAUUUUGGAGCACAAUCUGCGAAUCAAGGAGAACUACGACAACGUCAUUAAGAAAUUUGGAAAGGGGUUAAAAUCCGAACAGGCGACAGCUAAUUAUGUCUGGAAAGAGGCCCAGAAAAUCCUUCAUAUCAAGGAGAAGGGUCGUGAGAAUAAAUCCUCCUUAUCAUCUGUUUAUGAGGAGCUAUUGUCACAAUCCUCUCUGGCACAGGCGAUUGCGACCAUCUAUCGAAGUAUAUCAACUUCGAAGAUCGCGUCUAUCACCCUCACCCCCCAUACAACAAUGAGUCUUCAGAUACCUCCUCUUACAUCUACUCCGUACCUCCCUGGCCCCAUGGAGCCCGCCUACCCGGGAUUAUGGCUCACUACCGCAGAUAGCCUCUCAGCUACGGAUGAAGUAACUGAAAUGGAAUAUUCUGGUCCGAGCAAGGUAUUAGCGAAACAUUUUGCGCUUCUUCUCCUCAGCGAUGAAGCGUCGAUAUUGAAGGAUAUAGAAGCUUCAAUGGGCACCCUAGGGCCACCAUUGGCUCAUUAUAUCCGGUCGUCAAAGCCCACCAAAUCAUUCGCCCAGAUUUCCGCGCGCUCAUCGAUUCCGCUAAACGAUAUCCAAGUGCUUGCAGCCCACCUAAUUUAUUGGCGCCGAGCUCGAGCUGUACCCCCGCUCAACAAGCAAGACACAUAUAUCGUUUCCCCUAAUUGUGACUUGAGUAAACUGGGGUUAGCGACAGCAGCAUAUGAGUUGGCAUUUCCGACAAUGCCCAGUCUCCCUAAGAUGCUGGCAGUUUUAAGCGGUACACCACGGCCUUAUGCCAGCUUUAUUCCCAGCAGAGACCACAAAGGUAUCUACUAUGAUAUUCUUGCGUGGUUGAUGAGGGGAGGCUGGGUCACCCAGCUUCGCACGUUUGGCUGGAUAAAGGUGGACCAAGAACUGAAGAGUGCUGUUGAGGAAGCGCUCGCAAGUGAGGAAGCCAAAGAAAGAGAGGAGGAACUGGCUUCUUCUACAGCUACGGUCAUUAGGGUAAAUGAGCCCCAGACUGACGACGGCGCAUCGACAUCAUCAUCGUCUUUGGACAGUGAGCAUAGCAAUGCCACCCCUGUUCAAGAAAGAUUUGCACAUUUCCAGGGGCACCAGAAGGGACACGACCCGGCACAAAUCUCGUCAUUAAUUCUCCGGCCGCAUCGGGCGUCCCCGCUCGAGGCAAGAUGGCUCGAUGAAAUCAUAUCCCGCUUUCCGGACGACCAUCUGGCCGACAGAGCGAACGAGAGCGAGGAUUUUGAAGGUGAAGUAUCGAUCCAUCGAUACUGGAAUGCCUUUACAAAAUACUUCAACGGAACAGACGCGCUGGAGAAGAUACCUGUUCGAGAAGGCCUAAGCCGGAAGCUUGUAUGGAGGUUGCUGUCCCGGAUUGAUAUCAGCUCAAACCCAGCUGAUGGCGAGGUGCAUCGUAAUGAGAAAGUACUGGUUACGGUCCGGCAUUGGUGAUAGACCUGUCGAGGACGGGCGGUUGCACGGCGCGGUAAUUAUCAGUUUCCUUUUAAUAAAGAACGGAUAACAGUGUAACGCACUGCCAUGAAUUAAAAUCGAUAAGCCAAUAGGCGUUUC
Coccidioides immitis RS is the source of this 2501-nucleotide messenger RNA. RefSeq names its product nitrogen permease regulator 3. Bases 81 to 2381 code for a protein of 766 amino acids. Lineage: Eukaryota; Fungi; Ascomycota; Eurotiomycetes; Onygenales; Onygenaceae. The transcript has 2 exons. Gene Ontology annotation, cellular component: GATOR1 complex. The record is from RefSeq and is a predicted model, not a curated record. Gene Ontology annotation, biological process: cellular response to amino acid starvation; negative regulation of TORC1 signaling; positive regulation of autophagy.